This is a messenger RNA of Eupeodes corollae, 3015 nucleotides long. RefSeq lists its product as uncharacterized. NCBI's taxonomy places the organism in Eukaryota, Metazoa, Arthropoda, Insecta, Diptera, Syrphidae. The coding region runs from base 596 to 2842 and encodes 748 amino acids. The transcript is spliced from 5 exons. The record is from RefSeq and is a predicted model, not a curated record.
GUUGAUUGGCUUAUCAUAUGUUCGCUCUGCUAUUUACUGCUAAUUUUAUUUAGUUAGUCUUAGUGUAAAAUUGAACAUUAUUUUUAAACAAAACAAUAACUUUAAUUUGAUUUUCAUGAAAUUUAACAAUCUAAAGAAUUUUAUUGGUUUUAAACGGCAAGAGCAGUCUCGACUCGCAAAAUCGUAAAUCGUGGAAAUAUCCCCUUUUCCCAAAAAGGAUAUUUCUUGUUGCACUCACUGAGCAUGUCAAAAAAUCUGCCUACAGAAAAAAAUAUAUAUUUUUCAUCUUCUCGUAGAAGAAGCAGCAUUUUUAUCGGGUGUGGUGUGGUUCUUGAUUUUUGUUUAAUAACUAUUUUUCCUGAAUCCUGAUCCUAAAAUAAUUUCGUGUUAAUCCAACCCACAUUACAAUCUUGAAAUCCUCAGAAUACUCUUCGUGACUUAGUUAACAAUGAAGAUUUGAACUAAAACCAAAACUCGGUCCUGUAUUGACAUCCAUAAGGAUAUUUUACACCAAUCCCGAAAUAUAACAAAAACCAAUUUAAAUAAUUUAACAUCCGUCCCCCUCGCAAAAAGAAAAAGAGCCUCCUUCUGAAAAAUGGAAAGUAAUGAGAUCUCGAUGUUUAUGGACGUCAAGAUAGACAUCCAUGAUAAGAAAUCCGAAGCCCUCAAAUUUAAAUCAUGGAUGAAAUGUCUUGUUAAAAUCGAAGCAAUAAAGUGUCUUCCUUGUUUCUUACGCAUAACUUUUAUACGUAAUGUGGAAGAAGAGGCCGCCAAUCUAAGUGUGUCAAUUAAUAUUCCUGGAAUUACCAUCAGUUUGGCAUCGUCAAGGACCAAACAGCAUUCGUAUGGUAUUUUUUGGCUGCAAAACCGAAAGAGGUGUUUCAUUUAUUUUGCUGUUGACUCAGAGUCUAGUUGCCGCCGUCACAUGAAAUGGAUGAAGAAAUCUAUAAAGAAUCUCGAACUACACCGACAGAUAUUUCUAGAAACACGGCGUUCGAGUCGAGGCCGCCUUGAAGGUACUUCAACUAGCAAAUCGGGUAAACAGAAUUUACAAGCAAUCUUAGGUCCAUUGCCUAAAAUUCCAGAUGCUGAUAGUAUAAAUUGGUCAAGACGUGUUUCUGGAAUGUCGGGAAUUUAUGAAGAAAUACCUGAUGGAUUUGACAAAAUUGUACCUCAACCUCGGGGAUCCGUAGCAUCUGGUAUAUAUGAGGAAAUGAAACCGACAGCUAUCGAAUGCAAGGCAAUAAGCGAGGAGGCCCUUGAACCCGCACCACCACUCCCACCACGUAAACGUAUCAACACUUUCGAGCAAGACAUUGGCAUACCUCGAUCAAAUACAAAUCCCGAAUCGGAAAUGGCUAAGAAGAAAAAAUACAAAAACGUUCUGGAAAACAUAUUCGGACGCUCGAAACGUUCUGAAAGUGUUAGCGAAGGUCAGGUAAGUACUACUGAAGAUCUUAUAAGAGGCAGUCCGGACAAAGAGCAGCAUCCUCAACAAUACUACGCAAACACACCUAACAGUCAUCUGCGUCAUAAACAAUACACCGCUUCGUCAAUGGGACGCAAAAAAGCAAUGGCUAAUAAACGCAAUAGUUUUUCAAGUCCAGAUCUGUCUAAACUUAAUGUUUUCGAAGAUCUGUCGAAUCUAGAUGAAAAUAUUUCAUUGUCAUCAGAAUUGUUACCAUUGGAAAAUCUUGAUGAUUCUUCUAUAGAAAUCACAGCGAACAAAGAAGAAUCUCCAUUAAAGCGUGAGUCUUUGGACAGUUUGAAUAUAUCCGAACAGAUUCAACCGAAUUUUAAUUUUUCAUGCAAUACAUCGAGUGUUAAUUUGGUUGGUUCAAAUUUAAAUAUCAAAACCAACCAACAACAGGUUCUUAUUGAUGACAAUUCGGGUUAUUGCGCCAUGGCGCCGAUACUCAAAGAACAAUCCUCGGAUAGUGAUAAGGAAAAUGAUGAUGAUCAUGAUCAAGAAGAUGACAACAACAAAGUGGAUGAACAUCAAAAAUCACACAAUGAAAGUGCCAUCUAUGAAAAUAUGGCCAAUUCUUCUUCUCUAAAUAAAUCAAACCUCUAUGAGAACAUAGGAAUAAGUCUGCCCACAACUGGAGAAAAAAGAGCUGUUAAUCUCGAUGAGAGUUACUAUCAGACGCCGCGUAAAUCGGUGAUAAGCAUUGAUGAUAAAAUUCCAUCUUAUUAUCCAAAUAGUUGUGACACAGCCAAAACGAGACGUCGCAGUCCAUCGAUUGCCGAAAAAACAGCAAAUUCAAGUAAUUUCCGUCACUUGGCGAACAUCAAAGUUAUCCGCCGCGAAAAUCUUUACAUAUCAUCACCGCAGAAAAUCAUCGAUCAGCGCUUGCGUUCUACCGCUGUUACAGAGGAAGUGGACAACAAUCAUAGAAGUCCGACAAAAAAGUCAUCAUCAUCGCCGCUAAUGGCUCGCAAAAUCUCCGAAAAUGUCUACACCGUUACGAGACAAGUCGACGAAGUGGGUGAACAUCAAUUAGCACACAGCCAAUCACAAAGGAUUCUCAAUUUGGCUGCCUUGCAAAACAUCGAUUUUCGAUUUGAUGACACCAAAAACGAAUCGGAUUUGAAGAAUAAUUGCAUGCAAGGAUCGGAGAGUGCUUCGAGGAUCUAUCAAAAGUAUGCCACUCUCGCUAGAAUCACUCCCAACAAUAAAUACAUUGAAAAAUGCUCCAAAGGCAAAACCAGCUCAACUAACAAUGAUCUCAGCAAUGUGAAGAAGUUCACUUCCUUACCUAGAUUUAAAAAAAUUGAUUUUUCACCGCUCAAGCUCAAGAUUAACAAUGUCUUGCAACGCCAUCAGAACAAUGAAGUUUGAAACUUGUAACAAGUCUUAUUUGUAUAUCAGCUGCCUAACAUAUCAUAGUAAAGUGUUUUAUUUUUCAAAGCGCUUAUGUUUUUAGUCAGUCAGUUUCUUUUUUUAUUAGCGCUUAAAUACAAAUGCUCAAUUUUACAGUAGAACCGGCUUAAUUGAAAAAAAAAACAAAUUGU